AUGGAAGCAGCAAUGUCCUCUACUCCUCUAGUCCCAAUCUCAGCUCUACCCCCGACCCCAGCCUCCUCCACUUUGGGCCCCCUGUUGACGUCUGAGAACUGUCUGUACGUGAAUGUGUUCCGGCCAGCCUACACCCCCGGGGCGGGAGAGACGUUCCCUGUGAUGGUUUACGUCCACGGCGGGGACUUCUCCACGGGCUCAGGGGCCGCUCAGGUCUAUGACGGGGACUACCUGGCUUCUCGCGGACACGUCAUCGUGGUCACUUUCAACUACCGACUCGGCGCCUUCGGCUUUCUCUCUAUCUUCGACGACUACGGGGACGCGGUGGGGAACUUCGGCUUCCAAGACCAACAGGCCGCCCUGGAGUGGGUCCAGGUCAACAUCGCAGCUUUCAACGGAGACCCCACAAAGGUGACAGUGAUGGGUGACGGCGCCGGUUGUGUGUCAGUGGUCAGCCAUCUCGCCUCCCGCCGCUCCCAGCCUCUCUUCACCUCGGCUGUGCUUCAGAGCUGCCCACUAGCUAUUCCUUACCGCAGCGAGGCGGAGGCCAGGCGCCAGGCCGAGGCAUUCGCCCAGGUCAUCGACUGCGCGCUCAAUGACGUCAUCUGCUACCGCCGGAAGACAGAGGCGGACGUCCUGAACGCCCAGCUAGCCGUGGGAGCGGAGAGGUACAGCGGGAACAUGCUCAUGACCUUCUACCCCUGGGGCCCGUCCAUCGAUAACAAGGUCAUCGUCUAUCACCCCGUGGACGUUUUCAAGGAGGUGUCACGCUUUGAGAUGAAGCCCGUUCUCAUCGGCACCACGGAUGAAGAGGGUUUGCACUUCGUGUUCAACCGCUUCCGGACUCCUCUGACGUCAGACUACUUCCGGGCGAUCGUCAGCAGCGCUACAGGACGCAACGAGACGUGGGCUUUAACCAAAUCGGACGCUCGUGAGGCCCUGGUUGGGUUCAUUACCGAGUUUGUCUUUUCCUGCCCAGCGAAAUUCGCGGCCGAGCAAAUCGGUGAGAAAUUCCGGCAAAUGAAAGUGAGGACUUUUGGAAAUUCCCGGAGUAGCUCGACCAGAGAUUCCAGCUCGCCCCACGUAUGGCUGUAUAAGUACGUGUAUCCUGAGUCUGUGUCGCUCACGGCGUCUGCUCAGCAAAUUCGCUUGACAAGUGCUCUGUGGACACGAGGCCGCCCCAACCCAGAUCUCCUCUGUACCGCCCGCUCAUGCCACGGUCAAGACAUCCGGACGUUGUUCAACUCAGAGUCGCUGCCGCUCGUGGAAAGACUUAACGUCGAGACUCUUGCACGGCAGAUGGUUCGCUACUGGUCCAACUUCGCGAGGUCUAAAAGUGUCAAUGGGAGAAUCAACUCCCGGUCUUACCUCCGCACCCUCCAGCUUCGCUCCGCUCUUCUCUCAGACUCACCCAGUUCCCUCCCUUGGGCCCGCCCCCGGGGUCAGAGAAUCAACAUCCUGAGUCCCGGUUCUAACGGCCGGCCGUACAUCUCCGUGCCUAGAUCGGCGCUCCAGACGGCGCUAGCCUCCUUCACCUAUUGGCCCGCAUACUCUGUGAGUGACGUUGAGGGCGGGGACAGCCGUAGCAGCAUGAUGCUCCAGACUCCGCCCCUCACAGUGCGACGUUUCUAUUGGCAGGCAAAAUGUAGCUCGUGGAACUACUAGACGCAGAAAGCGACCUCAAGUGCUUUCUUGUCCUAUCUCAAUUUUUAAUAAACAGUGUAAACAGUUCAUAACAAAUCGUGAGCUUAAGAAGAAGUCAUUUUCUCAAGGUAAAAAAAAAAGAAGAGAUAUAUCUAGGACAAGAAAGCCUGGAUUUCUGAGCACGGGGGUGAUAAUUUUAUGGAGUAUCUCGGUCUUCCUGCUCGGUGGAAUGUUGUAUCCCUCUCAACCUGGGAUGGCCGUGACAGGCAGGGUCGGAAACCCGUCUCAGAAGUGGUCUAAAUUGUGUCGAUGGGAACGUAAAACACGUACUUUAAAAACUAAUCAUUAGAUGUGCACUUGUGUGAAGAGAACCCAAGCGAUUUUCUGUGAAGAACCAGCCAGAUGUGGAGCCUAAAUAACUAUAGGCCUAUUAUGCUUUUAGUGUUUUUAGAUAAGAUAAACUAUGUGCUUUUAGUGUUUGGAUAUAAGAUAAACUAUGUGCUUUUAAUGUUUGGAAAUAAGAUAAACAAAGCGCUUUCAGUGUUUGGAGAAUUGAAUUUACGAUAUGCCUUUAGUGGUCGGAGAUUAGAUGUCAUUGUGUUUUCAGGCUUUAGUAAACAAACAUAAACAAACUUGCCCGAAGGUGUCUUGUGAAAAAACUAUGUACUAAAUAUAUAACAUAGUUUUCUUUCAAGAACCUUUACUAGUUUUCAAGCUUUCUAAAAUUGUAAUUAGUCCUGUAUGCUGUAUCCAUUCAAAACAUACAGAAAUUAAAAAACGGAAACGAUCAAA
This is a messenger RNA of Aplysia californica (California sea hare), 2436 nucleotides long. Its product is annotated as acetylcholinesterase-like. Gene Ontology annotation, molecular function: cholinesterase activity. NCBI's taxonomy places the organism in Eukaryota, Metazoa, Mollusca, Gastropoda, Aplysiida, Aplysiidae. The record is from RefSeq and is a predicted model, not a curated record. The transcript has 4 exons. The coding region runs from base 1 to 1665 and encodes 554 amino acids.